Messenger RNA from Drosophila rhopaloa, 5224 nucleotides. RefSeq names its product phospholipid-transporting ATPase ABCA1. Gene Ontology annotation, biological process: lipid transport; transmembrane transport. Gene Ontology annotation, cellular component: intracellular membrane-bounded organelle; membrane. The coding region runs from base 4 to 4950 and encodes 1648 amino acids. Gene Ontology annotation, molecular function: ATP hydrolysis activity; ATP binding; lipid carrier activity. The record is from RefSeq and is a predicted model, not a curated record. The transcript has 10 exons. NCBI's taxonomy places the organism in Eukaryota, Metazoa, Arthropoda, Insecta, Diptera, Drosophilidae.
AAUAUGUCCAGUGGUGGUUCGCCGGCGAAGUCCCAGAGCAGCAUCUGCUUGUUGUGGCUGGUCAUUUGCAAGACGGCUCGAUUCCAGUUGGCCAAUCCCCUCACCAGCGUGGUUAUCAUUGUAGGGCCCAUCAUGGUGUUCCUCAUCUAUUCGGCCACGGCUCUGUUCCGGGAGCCGCAGUUGGUGUCGGAGAAAAGGCACCCACCCGUCAAUAUUACAACCAAAGUGCCGCGCAUUUACUACUCUCCUGGGAAUCUGGUGUUGGCGGGGGUCAUCGAGGAUGUGGUCCAUGAGUUGAAAGCCAAAAAAAGCAAGGCCUUUUACAGCGCCGAUGAGCUGGAUAUUGCCAUCACAAAUAAGAAUAAAUAUGGAUACGUGGGGAUUGAGUUUGACGACAGCUUUAGAGAGAUUAGGUCCCUUCCAGACAAAGUGUCGGUGGCUCUUCGGUUCCCACUUCACAUGCGUAGCAAUCCCAAGCUGAUUUGGGACAACAAGGCCGUGUUCAAGCAUUCAAACCUGGAAAAAGAUUACUAUCAAAAGGAGGGAUUCUUAAAUGUGCAGUCCGCACUGAGCGAGGCGUUAAUCAGGGCUAAAAACGAAAGCGCCCUCCUGCCAGAAGUGACCCUGCAACACUACCCUAUCCCCAAGCAUUUGGAGGGUAGGUUUUCGGAUAACAGGGUGACUCUAGCCGGGAUCCUCUUCGUGCCCUUCACCAUAUCCGCUGCCUAUCUUGCCCAAAUGAUAGUAAGGGAACGGCAGCAACAUGUGAGGGCCUUGCUGGAGCUUUUGGGCGUGAGAGCAUGGAUAUACUGGCUGUCCUGGUUUCUGGUGGGCUUCGUCCUCCUGUCCAUUCCCACCUUAUUUAUGGGUAUCCUGCUUAAGUGGCGCUUCUAUCCGCUGAGCGACACUACUCUGGUGCUGAUUUUCUUCCUGGUCUACAACUUUGAAGUCUUGUCCUCGGCUUUCAUGAUCUCAACCUUCUUCUCGGACACCUUCGGGGUUCAGGUGGCCAUCCUGAUCGUACAUCUGCUUGGCGGCCUGCCCUGGCGCCUCUUAAUUAUGGGCUAUAGGCCCACUUUAACACGGGCUUUUUUCGCCAUCCUUUUCCUAAACAGCUCGUUGGCCAUGGGACUGCAAGAGUUUAUUGAAAACGAGAACCUCCACAAGGGGAUGCGUUGGGAAAGACUCUUUAAGCAUACCGAUCCUAAUGACUUUAUCAAUUUGGGCACCAUCCUGAUAUUCAUGUUGUUUGGCAGCUCGUGGCGCCUGAUUGUCCUUGCCUACGUGGAUAAACUGAAGAGUAUUCGCAGCAGAAGGUGGUACUUUCCCGUUCAGCCCUCCUUCUGGUGCCCGCGAAGAGGGCGGCAGCGAUACGGAGGCCGGCAUCGGGAUCUCGAGGGGCAAGUGGAGUCAAAGACGGGGCUCAAAGUCAUUGUCCGGGCCAGAAACCUGAAAAAAGACUACAGCGGACGUGAAGUGGUUAGUGAUGUAAAUUUGAAUUUUUACCAAGACAACAUUACGGUGUUCCUGGGGCACAACGAUUCGGGGAAGUCGACGAUCUUUAUGCUGCUGGCAGGUUUCGUCGAGCCCACGUUCGGCGAGGUAACCAUCAACGGCUUCGACCUGGCCACCGAGCGGAGGAAGGCGCGUCAGUCGAUGUGUAUCUGCCCGCAGCAGGAUUUGCUGUUCGAGAAGUACAAGGCCAGGUGGCACCUCAAGUUCUACUGUCGGCUGAAGGGAAUGAACCGGAAGGAGGCCUCUGCAGAGGCGGAUAAGUAUCUGGAGAUCGGCCACAUGCAGGACUUUGCCGACAGCAAGGUGGAGAGCCUCCCAAACGGCAUAAAGCGGAUGCUCCUGCUGUGCUGCAGCCUGUGCGGCAACUCGAAGGUUCUUCUCCUGGACGAGCCCGGCACCAGUCUGGAUCCUCUGCUGCGGCGCAACAUGUGGGACAUGCUGCGUCGGGAACGGAAGGGUCGCUGCAUCAUCAUGUCCACCCACAACAUUCACGAGGCCGAGGUGGUGGCGGAUCAGAUUGUGGUCCUGUGCGACGGCCAGGUGAUUGGCUACGGCACAACGGGCUUUCUCACGCAGGUGGCCGACACGGGCUCGUUCUACCUGUUGAUCUGCACCAAGAUGGAUGACUGUUGGGUGGAGGAGGUGACGGACUUUCUGCAGACACGCCUUCCGGAGAUCAAUCUGCACAGCGAAUACGGCAUUUACGUUUGCUACAAACUGCCCACCAAAUAUGUGCCUGAAUAUGCGGGAUUGUUACUGGAGCUGGAAGGGGCACUGGAUGAACUGAUGCUUAAGGAGUUCAGCAUGUGCGCCCCCACGCUGGGCAGUGUGUUCCUGCGGAUUGGAGAGGAGAUGAGGGAGCACCGGGACCGGAUUGAAUCCAUUAACCCGAUGUCACGUGUGUCGCCCAUGUCGUCUCUGAUCAAUCUUUUCCCCUCCUUCGAUGUGCGCGAGGACGAUGGUCGGGUGAAGUGCUGCAAUCAGUGGCGGGCCAUCAUGGAGAGAAAGCGCCUCUUCGCGUGGCGCCACUGGAAGCUCUUCUGCCUGCUUGUCACGAUGCCGGUCAUCAUCUGCCUGCUGGUCGUCUGCUUUGAACUUUUCAUAUUUGUAUUCGGCCAUCUCCUGUUUGAGCUGUCGGUCACGGAUCUGAGCCCCUAUCCCAGAGCGGUGUUUGUGAUCGAAUCUCCUGGGGACGACAAUAUAUUUGCCGUGCGCUACAGGCAGUACGCCUUGAGUCGAGGAGCCACCAUUCGCACCACAGGUGGCACUCGCCUCGACGACUAUCUCCUGGAGCAGAUGGAGUCGGAUCAGACGAUGGUGCAGCAGACUUUGUUGGCCGGCGUCACUUUCAACAACGAAGACAACUCAAUUAUCGCCUGGUCAAACAAUGGCCUAGAGCACGGCUCCGCGCUUUGCCUGGGCUUGGUGUAUGCGGCCAUUGGCCAGGAGCUGGCCCUGAUUGACAUCGAGAUUGUUAAUAAGCCGUGCCAGGAUACGGUCACCCAGGCACUGACUGGCCUCAGCCGUUACAGCUCCGUGGAGUUCUCCCUGCUCGUGUUCCUAUACCUCGUCCUGGCGACCACCAUUUUCACCGUGCUGCCGGUCAUCGAGCGACAGAGUGCCGUGCAGCACCAGCAAUUCAGCAGCGGCAUGAGCCGGAUAACCUACUGGCUGUCGCACCUCUUUUGGGACUAUUGGCUCUUUAUCGCCAUGGUCAUGCCUCUGAUCGUGGUCGCUGGAUUUACCACAGGAUCGGCACUCUCCGUGUCAAUCCUACUGCUCGCCUUCGGGUUCGCCGUCAUUUCGUUCUCCUACCUGGUGUCCAAGUUGUCAAAUGAUUUGGGCAAGAUGUUCACCAUCAUAUUGUACAUUAACAUGAUAGGCAUUCUGGCAUUGUUUAUCCAUCCCAAGAGGGGCGACUUGCGCUACAGAAUCCUCGAGACCGUGCUAACGAUUCAUCCACACUAUGCGUUGUUUUGUGGCAUGCAAGAUAUCUUAAAAAUGGAUAGGGUCCUGAAUGUCUACGAACCUCAAAUGAAAGUUGUGAUUUCCUAUACCUACAGCUGGACUGAAUUUCAUUAUCUGAUUAUCAGCGGAACAGUGUAUCUGAUCCUGGUCCUUCUUUCAUGGGUUCCGCGUCGAAUUAACUACGUCAUUAAAUCCAUCAAGAACGAAAAAAUAGAGCCAAACCACAAAAAUGAGGACAUAGAAGUGAACCAAAUCCGGCAUAGAUUGGCCUACUUGACUACCAAACAAUAUACGCACUUCCCCCUCAUCCUAAAGAAUGUAUCAAGGCGCUACGGCAGUUUGUUGGCAGUACGAUCUCUAACGCUGGACCUCAAUCCGUUCGAGUGCCUCGGCUUGCUUGGGCGGAAUGGUGCUGGAAAGUCCAGCACCUUUUACAUGAUCGUGGGCAUGAAAGCGAUCACGGUGGGCAGCAUUCACAUCAAGGGCUACAGCUUGAAGAAGCGUCCUAAGGAUGGCAUGCGACACGUGGGCUUCUGCCCGCGGGAAGAGAUGCUCUCGUCGUACAUGACUGGCAGGGAGACGUUGCGCUUCUGGUGCCUGGUGAACGGCCUCCGACGAAGUCACAUCGGGGCAGUGGUGGCGACGAUGGGCGAUUGCUUUGGACUCACCCAGCACAUAGAUAACCGUAUCAGCACCUACAGCAACGGCACCAAGCGGAAGCUGAUGAUUGCCAUGGCCACCCUGGCGCCGACGUUGAUAUGCCUCGAUGAGCCCACCGCCGGCGUGGACAUGCAUGCCAAGUACGAUAUCUGGCAGAUCCUGGAAAGCAUCCGACAGGCCGGCCGGGCCAUCCUGCUCACCACGCACAGCAUGGAGGAGUGCGAGUUUCUGUGCACCAAUGUGGGCAUCAUGGAUCGCGGCUCGUUGCUCUGCUACGGAUCCUUGGCGCGCCUCAAGUACCGCUUCGACAAGGGCAUCUUCGUAAAGGUGAAAGUGGGCACCGCAGCAGAAAUGGACCAUGUGAAGAAAGAACGGGAACGGAUUACCAUGGUUGACUCAAGUGAGACUGAAAGUGCAAGCACGCUGGGUUCUCUACGGAGGUCGGUGGCGCACUUGGAUAGACUUAGUAGAUCCCGAACAGAAAUAUUCAGGAAGACGGAACCCAUCAGAGAAUUAGAACCAGUGGCAGAGGCCGCAAGCGAAUCAGACAUCAGGGAGGACUAUGAUAUCCUGCUUCAACGAUUGGAGGAAGUUUUCAAAAAGGAUCAUCCCUAUAGCAGCGUGAGCGAGAAGUACGCCUACCGGGGAAUUAUUACCUUCUGCAUUCCAAAAGAGAAAAUCAAGUGGUCCGGAAUAUUUUACUACAUGGAAAACUUAAAAACAGAAAUGCAGAUUUUGUACUACUCUGUCAGUCAUACAACUUUUGAAGAUGUGUUCAUGGAAUUUGUCAGGAAGCACAAUCAAUAGAAUAGCAAUCCCUUUAUGAAUCAUAAAAACUUAUAUUAACCUGCCGAAUGGCACCUUAUCGUAUAGUACUGACUGGGCCUUCAAAUAGUCACAUAUGUAUUUAUCUGUGAAAGCUUUGGCUACCAAAUGCUAACAAAUCGCAUAAUUAAUCAGUUGGAGUUGCAAAAAGAGAAAAAAUAAAUCAAGCGAAUUUACCAAGUCAUCAGCCGUCAUUUUCGGAUUAUUGAUACUCUUUUACGGGAGCAACUAGUGAAAAUUUAUGAAUAUAUUUUGU